UAUUUCAUCCCCGUCAUUCUCCGUUUCCCCUCCCCACCCCCAAUCUUUCACAGGGGAUUUCACUUUGCCAGGAUACAGUCUGGUAAAUUUGCAGCAGCCACCACGGAGAGAACACAGGAACCCCCCUUGGGCCCGCCGUGUCCCUUUGACGGAGCAUUCUGGAUUCAGAGACCCCCCCAGCAGGGGUGCUUUGCUGGCAUUCCCAAGCCUCCUGCCAUCCCACAAGCUUCGCCUGCCCUAUCUCCCUCUUCGGCUGUUUGCUACAUGGAGAACAAGAGCUGCAAAGGGGACAGCCUGCGGCCAGCUGUCCAGUGCAAACACUCUGUCGAGAAGAAGACAAUGACCAACCCCACAACGGUGAUUGAAAUCUACCCAGACACCACCGAGGUGAACGAUUACUAUCUCUGGUCCAUCUUCAACUUCGUAUACCUCAACUUCUGCUGUCUCGGCUUCAUCGCCUUGGCCUAUUCUUUGAAAGUCCGGGAUAAGAAACUCCUCAAUGACCUGAACGGAGCUGUCGAAGAUGCCAAGACAGCCCGGCUUUUUAACAUCACCAGCUCGGCACUCGCCACUUUCUGCAUCAUCCUCGUCUUCAUCUUCCUGCGCUACCCGCUCACUGACUAUUAGAGCAAGGCCAGCAGCCGCUGCCGAAAUGCCUCAGUGCCAGAAGUGUCCAUCGAAUUUCCUCCAGCAAGGACAUGAAACAACAAUCCAUCUUGAUUGCAAAAAAUAAAUACAAAGUAAAACCCACCAAGCCACGCCCCCCCUCCCCCAACUCCCAACCCUGACUGGUAUUUGCACUUCUGUAGAAAAAGAAAUUACUUUUACAUUUUUUACAGAAAAAUAUUUAUUUUCAUGAUAAACAAAAGUGGGUGAUGACAAUAUGCAAAGCUUAGAACUAACCACAACAUGAGCCAAUAGCUGUGUAGCUAGAUGCUGCAACCAUAGUGGCGGCCGAGGAGUCAGAGAGAACAUUGUGUCAUCGAAGAUCCACUGAUUAAAGUUACAUAAGCAGCCCAAGCGCUGAGCUGUGUUUUAGAUGGAAAACAGCAAAUAGCCCUAUUGGGAGAGCUGAACUCCAGAUCUACCGGGAAGUAUGUGCACUGAUUUAGAGCUCAAGAGAGGGAGGAAAAAUGCCUGCUACUGCAAGAUAAAACUGAGAAGUAAAGCAGGGCAGAUUCAGGACAUAUCAGAUGUGUUCAGGCUGCUACCACGUCCUCUCUCUCUCUCUCUUCCCCUCACUCCCUUGUAUAUUUUGUUCUUUUCCUCUUUUUAUACAUUUAUUCAUUGAAUUUCAUUUGAAGGCCAGACUAGUUUACCAUUCCCCAUCCCCAGAGAGCUUUAUCCUUGAGAGUUCAUAGUGGAGAAUCCUGAAGCCGCCCGAUAAACCCCAAAGAAUUAAAACAAAACAAAACUCCUCCAUGGAAUCUCCUGCAAAUGCCGAGAACGUAGGCAACCUUUGGAGAACUUGCAUAUAUCCUGUACACCGACUCCUACUGUAUUUCUGUAAACUUUCAAUAAAGAUAAUAAUACCUCUGCC
This is a messenger RNA of Malaclemys terrapin pileata, 1540 nucleotides long. It is a transcript of the gene IFITM10, whose product is annotated as interferon induced transmembrane protein 10. The annotation marks the transcript as partial. The transcript has 2 exons. Lineage: Eukaryota; Metazoa; Chordata; Testudines; Emydidae. Gene Ontology annotation, cellular component: plasma membrane. The record is from RefSeq and is a predicted model, not a curated record.